Messenger RNA from Suillus discolor, 1018 nucleotides. Its product is annotated as ribosomal protein L4. Gene Ontology annotation, molecular function: structural constituent of ribosome. The record is from RefSeq and is a predicted model, not a curated record. The transcript is spliced from 3 exons. NCBI's taxonomy places the organism in Eukaryota, Fungi, Basidiomycota, Agaricomycetes, Boletales, Suillaceae. The coding region runs from base 30 to 881 and encodes 283 amino acids. Gene Ontology annotation, biological process: translation. Gene Ontology annotation, cellular component: ribosome.
CUGUAAAUUAUCAAGCUUGACGGUUCCCAAUGUUUUCUGCUCUGCGGAAAUCAGUGGCAGGGUCUUCGCAAGCAAUAUGCCGCAGGCGAAUGGCCACAAUUGCGCCGACUACUUCACAAAGCAAACUUGCAAUUCGCAAAGCUGCUGAUUCAAUCAAACCGGUAUAUGUGACAAUGUCGAGUUUUACUGGGAAGUCGAACAGUGCCAAGAAAGUUGUUGCUCUGGACCCAACGGUGUUCGACCAUCCUAUCCGGCGAGAUAUUCUACAUCUUUGCGUCGUGCACCACCUGGACUCUCUUCGGCAAGGAACUGCAUCUACUAAGACGCGCGCUGAGGUUGCCGGUUCACGUCGCAAAAUUCGUCCACAGAAGGGAACCGGCAGAGCUCGCCUGGGAGAUCGGCAGAGUCCGAUGUUGAGGGGUGGAGGUGUCGCUUUCGGUCCCAAACCGCGAGAUUUCAGCACGAAGCUUAAUCGCAAAGUUAUCCAGAUGGGCAUGCGCGUGGCUUUGACGAUGAAGCUCCGGGAACAACGACUGGGUGUCUUGCAGCGGAUUAACUGGUGGUCACACAAGACUGCCACCCUCAACUCAAGGUUGAGCGGACUCGGAUGGAGAACCGGUACCUUGUUUGUCACCGGAGAAUCCGAGGUGCCGGCAAGAAUGAGAUUGGCAUCGAGGAACCUUCGUGGGAUAGAGUGCAGAACCGUAACAGACUUGGUGGUCUACGACAUUGUGAAGUGGAGAAGGGUUAUACUUGACCUCGCCGCCGUCGACGCACUGGAGCGAGCUCUCGGAAAGGGCUUGUUGGGAAUUUCGGAUUCGGAGAGGGUAGUUUCUGAUGUUACUCACUCGUCUGUGGAGGAGGUUGAGCCAUCCGCUUAGACUCAUAAUAUAUCUUAUUCUGGGCGUGGAUAUCGAUAUUGUCCAGUCGCGAGUCAUUGUACUUACAAACGCACCGGCAAAGCCGACUGUAAAUGAAAAAAUUAAAUGGAUAAUACGCGACCACGUGACACAACGCG